Messenger RNA from Uranotaenia lowii, 1597 nucleotides. Its product is annotated as protein Peter pan-like. Lineage: Eukaryota; Metazoa; Arthropoda; Insecta; Diptera; Culicidae. The coding region runs from base 69 to 1547 and encodes 492 amino acids. The record is from RefSeq and is a predicted model, not a curated record. The transcript has 3 exons. Gene Ontology annotation, cellular component: preribosome, large subunit precursor. Gene Ontology annotation, biological process: rRNA processing; ribosomal large subunit assembly. Gene Ontology annotation, molecular function: rRNA binding.
CGAUCGGAACACGCGUGUUGUGCUUCUCCACAGUUUUCCCCAGGUUUUUUCGUUGAAAAGUUAUAAAAAUGAAGAAAAAAGGUCGCCGCAACAAGAAAGGGAACAAGGUAAAGUUGGAUGCUCCGAUCCACGAGGAACCGACAGCGCUGAAAAACGCCCCGCACACCUUCGUGAUUCACCGGGGUGAGAAAUGUUCCUCGGUGGUGGCGCUAUCCCGAGAUUUCCGUCGAAUGAUGGACCCAUUUACCGCUAGCUCAUUGCGCGAACGGCGGGUCAACAAGAUUAAGGACUUUGUGCAUUUGUCUGGGUUUUUCCACGUAUCGCACAUGUGCCUGUUUUCGCUGUCCAGCCAGUCGCUGUCGCUAAAGGUGAUCCGCAUGCCUAAAGGACCGACGUUAACUUUUCAGGUUACCCAAUACAGUUUGGCUAAGGAUGUUAUCAGUUUAUCCCGCAAGCAGUACGUAGAUGAUGAAAGCUUCCAGACGGCUCCGUUGGUUAUUUUGAACAGUUUCAGCGGCGAGGGAAGGCACCUCAAGCUGAUGGCGUCCACCUUUCAAAACAUGUUUCCGGCCAUCAAUUUGUCCACUGUAAAACUUUCUUCACUGAAAAGAUGCGUUCUUCUAUCGUACAAUCCGGUUUCCAAGCUUAUCGAUAUGCGUCACUAUUCGGUGACCGUGGUUCCGGUCAAUCUAAACAAGGGUGUUAAAAAGGUAGUCACACGAAACAUCCCGAACAUGGCUAAGUUUGACGAUAUAGCUGAUUUCGUGGAGAAGGGUCAUCUUUUGUCGGAUUCGGAAUUCGACGAUGAGGAAACACAUGUUGUGCUUCCGCAAAAUCUUAACCGAGGCAAUCUGGCCGAUAACAAGUCGUCUCUGCGACUGCAUGAAAUAGGGCCUCGUAUUACGAUGCGUCUGAUGAAAAUCGAGGAAGAUUUGCUGACAGGUGAGGUUCUGUAUCACGAUUAUCUUCAGAAGGAUGCCGUUGAAGUGGAAGAAAUGCGCAAAAAACGGGCCGCCAAAAAACGACUAAAGGAACAACGUCAACGGAAACAGGAAGACGAUAAAAAGAAGAAGGAAAUCGCCAAAAUCGAGCACAAAGCAAAGACAUCCGGAGGCAAGCUUAAUGAACAUGAUCAGAAGCUACUGCGAGAUGCCCAGGAAGCCAUCGGUGAAGAAUCUGACGAAGAUGACACCAAAUAUUACAAGGACGCAGUAGGUGAAGCACCAGAACAGGAGCUUUUCCAGGGUCAAAGCGGAAACCGGAAGCGACCGUUCAUUCCGAAGGGAUCGAACUAUUCUCUGAAGCCGAAAAAACCUCGGUUGGACAAGAAACGCAAGGACUUUGAGGAUGACGAAAAGGACGACCGACGUAAGGGAAGGGGUAAGGGCGGCUUCAAGAACACAAAAGGCAAAAAGGGAGGGAAGUUUUCCGGUAAAAAGUUCGGCGAAGAUUACAAGGGAAAAGGAAAAUAUACCGGUGGCAAGGGAAAAAUGGACAAGGGCAAAGGAAAGGGAAAGAAGUUCGCCGGAAAAAAUAAGGGCAAAUAAUUUGCUGUUGAAAAAAGUCUUUAAGAAAAUAUACCAGAUAUUUUAACUGA